Messenger RNA from Myotis lucifugus (little brown bat), 6541 nucleotides. RefSeq names its product CD109 molecule (gene CD109). Lineage: Eukaryota; Metazoa; Chordata; Mammalia; Chiroptera; Vespertilionidae. Gene Ontology annotation, molecular function: endopeptidase inhibitor activity. The transcript has 33 exons. Bases 342 to 4646 code for a protein of 1434 amino acids. The record is from RefSeq and is a predicted model, not a curated record. Gene Ontology annotation, cellular component: extracellular region.
AACCCGGAGGGCUGGGGGAGUGGGCGCCCGGUGCGCUCCGUGGGAAGCAGGGAUGCUGGGCCCAGGUCGGGCUGACCUCAUUUAGAGACCGCUUUCUGACCCUCCUGGAUUUGCGGUGUUUGCCAGAGCGGCGAGAAGCGCCAUUGUGGUGCGGGUGGGAGGGGUGGAGCCACCAAGUCCGGUCUCAAUUUAGAUCUCUCACUCCGCUUUUAGGCGCGCCCAUUUCAGACUGUUCAACUCCAGGCAGGGGGGCAAAAAUCAGGGAGGAGGUGGAAGCCACACCCCGCAGUGCCCGCGAAUUUCCCCAGGAGCCCAGGGUUGUCCAGGCAGACGCUGCGGAGAUGCGGGGCCCACAGCUCCUGACCGCCGCCCACCUCGUCUGCGUGUGGACCGUGUGGACCGCCGCGCUGGCCGCAGCCCCCGGACCCAGGUUUCUGGUGACAGCUCCAGGAACCGUCAGGCCUGGAGGAAAUGUUACUAUUGGGGUGCAUCUCCUGGAGCACAGCCCCUCACCGGUCACUGUGAAGGCAGAGGUGGUCAAGUUGACAGGAAACCGCACUGCCUUUAUUACGGGAGCAGAAGGAGUCUUUGAAAAAGGCUCUUUCGAGAGACUUACUCUUCCAGCAUUACCUCUGCACAGUGCAUAUGGGAUUUAUGAGCUCCGUGUAACUGGACGUGCACAGGAUGAGCUUUUAUUCUCUAAUAGCACACGCUUAUCAUUUGACGCCAAGAGAAUGACGGUCUUCACUCAAACAGACAAAACCGUGUACAAGCCAAAGCAAGAAGUGAAGUUUCGUGUUGUUACACUCCGCUCAGAUUUUAAACCUUCCAAAGCCCCUGUAAACAUUCUAAUUAAGGACCCCAAGUCAAAUUUGAUCCAACAGUGGUUGUCAGAAAAAAGUGACUUUGGAGUCAUUUCCAAAACUUUUCAAUUAUCUUCCCAUCCAAUACUUGGUGAAUGGUCCAUUCAAGUUCAAGUGAAUGAGCAGACAUAUUAUCAAUUAUUCGAGGUUGCAGAAUAUGUAUUACCGAAGUUUGAAGUUGCUCUGCAGACACCAUUAUAUCAUUGUUUGAAGGCUAGGAGUUUAAAUGGUAUUGUCACAGCAAAGUAUACCUAUGGGAAGCCUGUGAAAGGAGAUGUAACACUUACAAUUUCACCUUUAUCUUUUUGGGGCAUUAAGAAAAAUAUUACAAAAAAAUUUAAGAUAAAUGGAUCUGCAAACUUCUCUUUUAAUGGCGAAGAGGUGAGAGAGUUAAUGAAUUUUUCAAAUCAGCUUUCUGAACACAUGUCUCCAUCAUCCCCUGGGCCGGUAGAAAUUUUAGCCACGGUGACAGAAUCACUUACAGGUAUCUCAAGAAGUGCAAGCUCCAAUGUAUUUUUCAAGCAGCAGAAGUACACCAUUGAUUUCUUUGAUUACGCUACUGUCUUGAAGCCAUCUCUCAACUUCACAGUCACUGUGAAGGUAGCACAUCCUGAUGGCAGGCAACUGACUCUUGAAGAAAGAAUGAAUAAUAUAACAAUAAUGAUGAUACAGAGGAACUCUACAGAGUACGGGAGAGGAUGGAAUAGUAGAAAUCAGGAAAUAGAAGCUUUCCAGGUCCUAAACUAUUCUGUCCCCCAGAAUGGAAUCUUAAAGAUUGAAUUCCCAAUCCUGGACAAUUCCACUCAGCUACAAUUAAAGGCCUUUUUUCGUAAAAGUAUGAAUAGCAUGGCAGCUUAUGGUGUAUUUAAGUCUCCUAGUAAAACAUACAUCCAGCUAAAAACAAGAGAUGAAAAUAUAAAGGUGGGAUCACCUUUUGAGUUGGUGGUUAGAGGCAACAAGCAAUUUAAGGAGUUCAACUACAUGGUAAUAUCCAGGGGACAGUUGAUGGCUGUGGGCAAGCAAAAUUCAACAACCUUCUCUUUAAUACCAGAAAAUUCUUGGGCUCCAAAAGCCCGUGUCAUGGUGUAUUAUAUUGAAGAUGAUGGGGAAAUUAUAAAUGAUGUUCUAAAAAUUCAUAUUCAGGUUGAUUUUGAAAAUAAGGUAAACCUAUUUUGGAGUAAACCUCAUGCUGAGCCAUCUGAGAACGUCUCUCUGAGGGUCGCUGUGACACAGCCCCACUCGCUAGUGGGGAUUUUAGCUGUUGACAAAAGUGUGUACCUGAUGAACGCCUCAAAUGAUAUUACCAUGGAAAAUGUGGUCCAAGAGUUGGGACUUUAUAACAUGGGAUAUUAUUUAGGCGUGUUCGUGAAUUCUUUUGCAGUCUUUCAGGAAUGUGGCCUCUGGGUAUUGACGGAUGCCAGCCUUAUGAAGGAUGACAUUGAUGGUGUUUAUGACAGUCAAUCACUUGAUGUGGAGUACAUGGAGGAAAAUGAUGGAAACUUUGGAGAUUUCUAUGACUUUUCUUCAGUUGAGAAUCCACAUGUCAGAAAACAUUUUCCAGAGACUUGGAUUUGGCUAGACACCAACACGGGUUCCGGGAUUUACCAAGAAUUUGAAGUUACUGUACCUGAUUCUAUCACUUCUUGGAUAGCUACUGCUUUUGUGGUCUCUGAGGACUUGGGUUUUGGACUAACAACUACUCCAGCGGAGCUAGAAGUCUUUCAGCCAUUUUUCAUUUCUCCGAAUCUUCCCAACUCUGUGAUCAGAGGUGAAGAAUUUGCUUUGGAAAUAACCAUAUUCAAUUAUCUGAAAGUUGACACUGAGGUUAAGGUGAUCAUUGAGGAAAGUGACAAAUUUGAAAUUCUAAUGGCUUCAAAUGAAGUCAAUGACACAGGGCACAUGCAGAUCGUUCUGGUCCCUAAUGAGGAUGGGGUGAUGGUUAUUUUCCCAGUCAAACCAACACAUCUGGGGGAAAUUUAUAUCACAAUCACAGCUAUUUCACCUGCUGCUUCUGAUGCUAUCACCCAGAGGCUUUUAGUGAAGGCAGAAGGAAUAGAGAAAUUCUAUUCACAAUCCGUCUUGUUGGACUUGAACAAGAGGCUGAAAACUACGCAGAAAGCAUUGACUUUCUCCUUUCCUCCCAAUACAGUGAAUGGCAGUGAAAGAGUUCAGAUCACUGUGGUUGGAGAUAUUCUUGGCUCUUCCAUCAGUGGCUUAGCCUCAUUGAUUCAGAUGCCUUAUGGCUGUGGUGAACAGAACAUGAUAAAUUUUGCUCCAAAUAUUUAUGUUUUGGAGAGUUUAAAAGAAAAAGCCCUUUCAUUUAUGAGACAAGGUUACCAGAGAGAACUUCUCUAUCAAAGGGAAGAUGGCUCUUUCAGUGCCUUUGGGAACGAUGACCCUUCUGGGAGCACUUGGUUGUCAGCCUUUGUUUUACGAUGUUUCCUUGAAGCUGAUCAUUACAUAGAUAUUGAUCAGAAUGUGUUACGCAGAAUAUAUACAUGGCUCAAAGGACGUCAGAAAUCCAAUGGUGAAUUUUGGGAGCCAGGAAGAGUGAUCCACAGUGAGCUUCAAGGUGGCAAUAAAAGUCCAGUAACGCUUACAGCUUAUAUUGUGACUUCUCUCCUGGGUUAUAGAAAGUAUCAGCCUCAUCUUGAUGUGAAAAACUCUAUCAAGUUUUUGGAGUCUGAGUUCCUCAGAGGAAUCCCAGACAAUUAUACUCUGGCUCUUACGACGUAUGCGCUGUCCAUCCUGGGGAGCCCUAAAGCCGCGGAAGCUUUGGAUAUCCUGACUCAGAGAGCAGAACUAGAAGGAGACAUGCUAUUCUGGGUGUCAUCAGCGUCUGGACUUUCUGAGUCCUGGCAGCCCAGAUCCCUCGAUAUCGAAGUCGCAGCCUAUGCGCUGCACUCACACUUCCUGCAGAAUCGGAUUUCUGAUGGAAUCGCAAUUAUGAGGUGGCUGAGCAGGCAAAGAAACAGCUUGGGAGGUUUUGUAUCUACCCAGGACACCAUUGUGGCCUUGAAGGCCCUGUCUGAAUUUGCAGCCCUGAUGAACACAGAAGGGACACAUAUGCAAGUGACCAUAACGGGGCCUGUGGCACCAAGUCCUGUAAAGUUUCUGAUUGACACACAGAACCGCUUUAUCCUCCAGUCGGCAGAGCUUGCUGUGGCAGUGCCAAUUGAAGUUAAUAUUUCUGCAGAUGGUUAUGGAUUUGCUGUUUGUCAGCUAAAUGUUUUUUAUAAUGUGAAAGAUUCAGAGUCUUCCAAAAACCAAAAAUCAAUCCAAAGUCAAAAAGUCUUUGACUUAGAUGUUGCUGUAAAAGAUAAUGAAGAUGAUAUCAAUCAUUUGAAUUUGAAUGUAUGCACAAGGUUUUUGGGCCCAGAAAGAAGUGGCAUGGCCCUCAUGGAAGUGAACCUGCUCAGCGGUUUCACUGUGCCGUCAAAUGCAAUUCCUCUGAGCGAGACAGUGAAGAAAGUGGAGUCCAAUCAGGGGAAACUCAACCUAUACUUGGAUUCUGUAAAUGAAACCCAAUUCUGUGUUGAUAUCCCCGCUGUGAGAAACUUUAAAGUUUCAAAUGCACAAGAUGCUUCUGUGUCCAUAGUGGAUUACUAUGAACCAAGGAGACGAGCGGUGAGAAGUUACAACUCCAAAGUGAAGCUGUCCUCCUGUGACCUCUGUAGCUGCCCCUACGAGAGCGAGAGCGGCGCGCCGGCCUCCCUCCAUCACUCCCCAGUUGUUUUUGUUUUCUGUUUCAUGCUUCUGUUCUCCUUGCAGCGUUGGCUGUGACUGACUUUUUAAGGGCUCCGUGGAACCCAUUUCCAGAGUCACACGUGAUUGUCUUAUUUUCAUAAUCCAAUGUUGCUUCUGACUAUUUUGAAAAACAAUUUUUUUUCCUUCUUUUUGUGGGGUUGAGGGGGAUGCUGUACCACAGGUCCUAGUAGGUAUGGCUGCAUAGAUUUCUUCACCUGACUUCCGUGUGCAACAAAAUGUCGAAUUAUUGCAGCUGUAUAUCUUUAUUUUUCCCCUCUUUAAAAUAUUUUAGGAUUUUGGAGGAGGUGUUGUUUUCUCCAGAAUAAAUGUGUUAUUUUAGAUCCAUUCUUCUUUUCAUUUUCCAGAGGAAAUGAGGUUCUUCAGACUUGUUAAACAUCAGUCUUUCCUUUAGUAUUGAUAACCUAAAAAUAAAAGGCCAAGGCUAGAGGCAUCAGCAUUUAUUUGAGAUAAAAAGGAAUCGUUACUCGGAAAGCACUGAUUCAGGCAGAAGCCCAGAUAGUGUUCGGGUUAGGAGACAGAGACAAGGGGUAUUUAUGAGAAAGGGAAGGAAAGCAAUGACAUCAUUAGAAGGAAGAUGCUCCUAUUGGUGCAGAUGAGCUAACCUAGCGAUGUUUAAUUCUGAACGAUGUGUUUCAUUUUCAGCCCCGUAGCCAUCAGUGUGGUAGUCACAAUAGCUGCUUCCUUGCUGUCCUUGCAGACACAGAGCCGCUGUAGGUUAUUUUGCCCUGUGUUAACCUCCCGAAGGUGUGAGGCCUCAGGCUCGCAAGGCAGCUCCUUUGGGAUGGCAGCUCUGACUCCAUUUUAAAAUAGCUUCAGUCAUAUUAGUUUUUAGUGUUAAAGACAAAUUCCCGGAGAACUGGGAGAAAACAGCCAGAAGGAGGAGCUUGUUCUGUCCCCUUCCCACAUCCACCUUAACACUACUCCCCAGCCCAGCCCACCGCCGUGGUCUCUGUACCUCCUUUGCCAUUGCAUAUCACAUCCCCCUUUUUCCAAUGUAGAUGGUGAAUUUUUUUAAAAUCAAAAUGUGGUUUUCCACUCCAAAUGUAAUCAUAUACCACAUACCUUUACAUUUCCUCUGUUUUUCUUCUGGAGAGAAGAAUGGGAAAGGGAAUGUGUUUUCCUGUGCUUUGCUGGUGGGGGCAGCGGUUGAGGUGUGUCCAGAAAACUACCUGAAAGGGUCCUGGGUGUGCUGUUCUUCUCACGUCCGUCCUCAGCCCACACGCUGGCUCUGUUUCAGGGGGAGGGUUGGAGCGCGUUGCAAUACUUGCCUUACGUGACUUAGACUAGAAGGCCCUAGGCCAGGAGGCACACGUUUUGUUAGGAAUAGGGUGUGAUAAGCCAGGGCUAUGACAAAAUCUUCAAUAAGUCAUGGCUGAGUGACCUCUCUGGUCUGCAAAAGCAGCUGAGGUUUGCCAGGGACCAGAGUCGUGACGUGAUGGCUGAAGUGAAGUAUGUAGGGCAUUGCCGGGGACCUGCCGAAGCGCUUCUAGGCUCCAGCGUCUGAGCACCACACUGUGGGCCAUCUGGGGCCAUCUGAUGCUUGCUGCGAAUGCUUAAAAAUUUCCUGAAUUGUGAGCACCUGGGUCAUAAUAUUCAUUUAUCUGGGUGAAAUCUUUAAAGAAGAAUUCCUUUCCUGUUCUUUCUCUUUUCUCUCCUCCCUCUGUCUUCCUUCCCUUUCCUUCUUUUUUCCUACUUCCCCUUCUAAAUAUAUUAGCUAUAUAAAAAACAAAUGAAAGAACUUUUACUAACUCUAAGGAAUGUUUUAAUGUUACUCCUUAAGUCCAUGGCAUACCUCUCAAGGACCUGGGAAAAAUAAUUGCCAUGGGCUCCAGAGAGUCUGCAUUACAAUAUUUUCAACUGUUUAAAAAUAAAGCUGUCAAAAAUAAAGUACGCAAAUAUAUCUUUUAAAA